AUGCCUCGAAAAUCCACCUCCAGCACACCAGGCGAUCUGGAAGACACGCAAACACAGACACACACGCAAUCCCCCGACCUUCCCGACCAGUCGCCAUCCCAGCCCGCUCCGCAAUCAGUACAAGCGACAGAGCAGCAGUUGAAGGCGAGGGCAGAGGGCGUGAGUAUUGAGGAUUAUCUUCUUCCUCGCUCUCUAACCCUCCGUCUUGCCAAAUCCGUCCUGCCCCCGAAUACCUCCCUCCAGAAGGACGCGGUGUUGGCGAUCCAGAAGGCCGCGACGGUGUUUGUGUCGUAUUUGUCGUCGCAUGCCAAUGAAGCAACACUCAAACGCACCCUCUCCCCGGCAGACGUCUUCAACGCGCUCUCAGAACUAGAACUCGAGGGGUUCCGACCCCGAUUGGAGAAAGAGCUCGAUGCGUUUACGGACCUGAAGGCCGGGAAGAGGAAAAGUAAAGGGAAUUCGAGCGCGAACACGAAUAAUACCGGUGCUGCUGCUGCUGCUGCUGCGACUGCUGAUGGCGAUGUCGAUGGCGGUGUCGAUGUCGGUAAGGAGGGUUCAGCUGGCGUUGUCGAGGGAGGGAAUGAAGGGCCGGGGAGUGCGAGUGUUGCGAGGGGCGCGAAGAGGGUGAAGAGAGAUGGGCUUGGUAAUGGGAAUGGGGUUCGUGGGGAUAAUGAUAAUGACGAGGACGAGGAAGGAGAUGGAGAUGAGACGCAGGAUGAGCCUGAGAAGGUAGAUGAGAAUGAGACGGAGGUUGAUGAGGAAGAGGAAGAAGAGGAGGACGAAGAUGAGGACGAGGUACCAGAGGAAGAAGAGGAUCCGGAUCGUGUGGAAGAUCUAGAUCGAGACUCGAGAGCCAAACGGACGAUGGACCCCGACGCGGCGGGCGAUGAUGAUACGGAAAGUGAGGAUGAGAAUGGGCCGGGGUCGCAGUUGCGAGGGGAUUUGGGACUUGGAUAG
Messenger RNA from Aspergillus affinis, 957 nucleotides. RefSeq names its product putative CBF/NF-Y family transcription factor (gene cbfA). The transcript is spliced from 3 exons. Gene Ontology annotation, cellular component: epsilon DNA polymerase complex; CHRAC. Bases 1 to 957 code for a protein of 318 amino acids. NCBI's taxonomy places the organism in Eukaryota, Fungi, Ascomycota, Eurotiomycetes, Eurotiales, Aspergillaceae. The record is from RefSeq and is a predicted model, not a curated record. Gene Ontology annotation, biological process: leading strand elongation; heterochromatin formation; DNA damage response. Gene Ontology annotation, molecular function: protein heterodimerization activity; chromatin DNA binding.